Astrephomene gubernaculifera is the source of this 944-nucleotide messenger RNA. The record is from the annotation of a GenBank genome assembly. NCBI's taxonomy places the organism in Eukaryota, Viridiplantae, Chlorophyta, Chlorophyceae, Chlamydomonadales, Astrephomenaceae.
CUGACGGUAACGGACCGGGUAGAUGUUGCUUGGAUAUUAGGAGUGGAACUGGGGUCUUAGGGCGACUUAGCUUUUUACAAGGGGAUAUAACAGCGCGCUAGCAAAAAUGGCGUCUGAAGUUGUGCUUGCUCUCCCCCACAAGCUUCGUGUGAUGCGCAUGUAUCGGACUGGUCUCAAGGAGCUGAUUAACUGGAGCUCUACCCGGCAUGAGUGGUAUCCACGGGCAUAUGCACUGCGACAGGAGUUUGAGGACAACCGCAACUUGUCUGACCGCGAGGAGAUUCGCAAGAAGGUUGAGCAUGGCGAGGAGCUGCUGGCGCGCUUCCGUCACUGGGAGCCGCUCAUCAAGCCCGAGUUCAUUGGCGGCACGGCUUACUCCAUUAACCCGGCCCAACCCAAGCUCAAGUUUGUGCCCAACUAUGACUACAUGGAUGAGUACAAGAAGGGUGACCACCUGUAAGCAGCGUCCGGCGAGGGCGGGGUGGCAGCGGGACCUGGCUGGCGCUAGGGCGGGUUGCGCUUGGAGGCGCUGCAGCAGCCUCGGCGCAUCAGCCCUAGCGGCGCGUCUCAGCAGGAACGGGAAAAUAGUCCAGCAGCUGCAGCAUCGGCGUCGGAGUGCGGUAGCGUCUGCAUGGCGCACACGACUUAAGAAUGCUUGGAUGGCUGCUGGCGUGCUGGGAGUACGGCUGCUUGGUUUACGCGCUGCAGCCAGGGUGUUGUGAUGCUGCGCAUGGUAGCGUCAGGCGGCAUGCUAGGGCCGGUGCUUGGCAACGGUGAAUCCGGACGAGCAGGAGCUUAGGCUCCCUUGUGGCCCUGAGAGCACGCGUUAAGGAGCUUCAUGCAGGGAGCUGCGGAGAGACUUGGUAGUGAAUGUGGCCAUAGCUUUACGGCGACCGGCUUUCUGGGGUGUUGAACGCUUAGGCGUUCUUGGCUUACUUGUUUAG